Messenger RNA from Pochonia chlamydosporia 170, 1689 nucleotides. Its product is annotated as C6 zinc finger domain-containing protein. The transcript has 2 exons. The record is from RefSeq and is a predicted model, not a curated record. Bases 1 to 1689 code for a protein of 562 amino acids. Gene Ontology annotation, molecular function: zinc ion binding; DNA-binding transcription factor activity, RNA polymerase II-specific. Gene Ontology annotation, biological process: regulation of DNA-templated transcription. Lineage: Eukaryota; Fungi; Ascomycota; Sordariomycetes; Hypocreales; Clavicipitaceae.
AUGCCUCCCACGAUGGAACAAGCAAACUCUAAUCUUCAAACGACGCAAUGCAGGCGGUUCAAGAGACAGAAUCAAUGGAGCAACCUGCAUACCCGCGGCGAAAACGAUGGGCCCCAAAGACAAAAACAGGAUGUCUUACUUGCCGGUACGGAUGCGCCGCUAGCUCGCCGAAUAAAAUGCGAUGAAUCGAAGCCCUUUUGUAGGCGCUGUCUAUCCCUCGGCCGCACAUGCAAGUACAUUUCCACGAAUGGCCUCAUCGAUGAGUCUGAAGUUGUCAUACCACUUGAACAGCCACUCCAUGUAUCACCGCGACCCAAGGGCGUGGACUCAAACCCCCGAGAGACGCAAAUAUUCGACCUCCUUCGCACACUAACCGUCCAUCAACUCAUUGGACCUUUUGGCCAAACAUACCAGGCAUUCUGGACAGUCGAUGCUUUACUCGCCACGCAGGCAUACCCGGCAAUAUGGCAUGCCAGUCUGGCAUUGUCAGCCAUGCAUCACCGAAUGAGGCUCGGCAAAAGCGAAGCAGACCAACUCCUCGCAAAACAGUACUACACCUUCUCCCUCACCCAAUACAACAUAUCCAUACGGCACCUCGUUGAUCUCACGAGCAAGGCGCACCUCUCCUACUUUGACAAGGAAACCGUCCUAUUCGCCAGCAUCCUCUACGUAGGCAUCUGCUGCGCCCAGAGAAACACCAAAGACACAAAGCAAGCCAUAGCUCAUAUACAGAAUAUGCUGCCUCUCUUCUACCGCUGGAAAUUCUGGGAACUGUCACCUACAUCACCGGGAUCGUCACAUACUGGCCGUCUGCACCACGACACUCUAGUCCAAAUCAUCCAAUAUCUAGAGUAUCAAUUCGACGAGUUCAGCGACAACUUCCCAGGCGGACUAUCGCGAGAUCUGGACAGAGCAUCCACUGAGCCUUUCAAAUCCGUCGCAGAAGCCUACGUCGAAUACGUGCCUCUCCACUACGGCACAUGGAUCUGCGGAGGAUGUCCCCAUCCCCGCCGCGACGACGAGCUACAAGUCCGUCCGUUUCGGGACGUCAAACUAGAUUACGCGCGGAGACUACGGUCGUGGAAGAUGAGGUUCCGUACUCUGGAGCGACGGGCUGAAUUCGAGCGCCAGGACCUGCACAGUAUUCGUCUAUUACGGCUGCUGUGCGACUUUGAGGAUAUCCCGCGCGCCUUGUACAAAGAGCCCAAAACAGAGACAUACUGGCGGCAUCAGCACAAGUUCGAGAGGCUUGUCGAUGAGGCGGAGGCUCUACUUCAGGAAGCUGAGGGGGUGAUGGAUCUAGACACGUCGUCGCCUGUGUUUUCGUAUUCUGUGAAUGUGUGCUCGGUCCUGCGGCCUCUGGGUAUAUUCUGUUGUAAUCUGAGAGUACGGCGGCGAGUUAUUGCGCUGUUGAAGCGGUAUCCGCAGCGAGAUCUAAUUUGGGAUGGCACUCUGCACACCAUGUUUCUGGAGGCGAGGGUUGAGCUCGAGCAGGGGUCGUUGAUGAGGCCUGUCAAGGAGGACGAUGGUGUUUGUGGAUGCGUCGACGCCAUGUUUGUGUGUAGAUUUCAUCGAUGUUCGGGGGGUUACAAUUUCCUGGAGGCGGGUGGUGUUGAGUAUACGCUGAGGACGGGGCUGGAUCGAGAGCAGAAUAAGCCGGGGACAGUGAUUCGCGUUACUUGGGAUUGA